UAUCUAUCUACAUAAUAUAAGUCAAUCUUACACCAGCAUCAUCUCUAAGACUACCUGUUGAGGAUAUUAUACUCGUUCGUCGUAAACCUUUUCUCCUUUUUUUCUGUGGAUUUUCCCAGCUCUAUUAUGAUCUCCUGGAAACGCUAUCUCAUCAUAAUCACCGUGACAGUUUAUCUUCAAGUUCAUUCUGUAUCAUCUGUCAGUGAUCGUCUAGUCCCCCCUCCACUGCCUCCAUCAGCAGCUUCAAAUGUCGCAGUACCAAAACAGCAUCUACAACCAGCCUUAGCUAAACUGCCAUCACCUCGUGGUGGACCUCCACGGCCUCCACCUGGGUAUCUUCAAAAUCGUUAUCAAAAUGAUCAACAGCCAACCAAUAAUGAACCACCUGGAUUUAUGCAACGCAUAGCUCGAUGGUUUGGUUUUAAUGGCGGCACUGCUAACGAACAACAAAAUCAAGCAUCACAACAAUAUGCCCAAUAUAAGGAAUCACCACGGGGUGGUCAACAAAAUGGCAAAAAUGCCAACUGUGGUUUGUGCAGUAAAUAUCCUUGGGUACCUAUGUUUCCAGGGCAAAUUCAAUAUCCCCUCUCGAAGCACUAUCAAUUGCCACAAGCCAAUCAGAUCCAUCAAGUUCAAUGGACUCAGCAACAGGAGUUGUUGCAUCAACAACAAGUACAUCGACAACAACAACAACAGUAUCAGAAUCAACAACAGCAGAACCAACAAAAACAACAAUUUCAUAAUCAACAACAACAGCAAUUAAACCGUCAACAACAAGAACAACAACAACUCGCCGGAUACAACUAUCCCCAACAUCAAAAGCAACUCCCUGCCUAUCCUCCCCUUAACCCCGCGGAAAACCAAUACGCACCAACACAUUUGCAGCCACCUCUAGUCCAACGAGCUAUUCAAUUCAGUUCGCCACCUUCACAAGACUUUCGUCCCCCACCACCAUCGCCAAAUUUAGUUCAAAGGGGAAAUCCACCUCCUGCGUACAAUCCACAACCAAAUUUCGCACCAAUACCUCUUCCGAAUUUAAGUCCAUCCGCCUUGCCACCAGUCUACGAUGCACAACCAUUCCGACCAAUCGAUCAGGUGAAAUUGGACCCAACACAAUUCCAACAGUUGCCAAAAUACCAGCCUUCCGUGGAAUUCCAAAAUCAACCACCAAUCAAUCAGUUCGAAGAUCAACAACCUCCUCGAUACGAUCAGCCACCGCAGUUCCAACAGGUCCAGAACAAUGAACAUUCACCGAUUGCUGAGCACGUAGCUGCUCCAUCAGAGAUUCAAACCUCUUAUCCUACUCAAAUUCCACCAAGCAGUUUUGACAACCAGAAUCAAAUUCAUCAAACUCAAACCACUCCCAGUUUUGAGAUUAUCAAAAGUCACCAAGUGACGAAUUUCGUAUCUGAAAUUGAGUAUCCUGCGAACUUUGUUGAGUCACAAUCUAUUGAUGUUGCUCAGCAACCUCAAACAACUACCCUGACACCGUUGGAAGAUCAACGACCGCCUAUCAGACUCACUGAGCUUGGCUCAUAUUCCCAGCAAUAUACUUUGCCACAAGAAGAAUCGCAAAGUUUAGCGCAUGAGGAACCAUAUUUGGAAUCAGAUUCCAUCUACUAUCACAACCAUCAAGAGAUUGACACCAACAACAACUAUGCUCCCGACAACUACCCAUCAGCUUCAUCUCACAACUUGUCAGUUCAAAAUGACAAUCUCUUAGAUAUCGAUCCCAUCCAACAGUCAUCAUCGGAAAAUUAUCUACCCCAGAAUGAAAUUUUCCUCCCAACACCCGAACCAACAACUACACAGCCACAGCAAUUUGUGACAGACAUUCAGCAGACAACAACAACUGUUGAAAUCGUUCCAUCCCUACAGACAACUUUCUCGCAACGUUUGAACUAUAAGAGAGAUCGGGAAACCCCCAAACGGCUGCUCGAUUCCCCUAUUCACUAUUUGCAACAUGGCGGAAGCUCGCCACGACCAUUCACCAGAGACCCAGCUAGUUUGAACAUUCGAGAGCCAUCCAACGAACAGCCAAUAUACCAAAAUCACCGGGAGGAACCGUCUCCGAGUCCAACUCCAACACCAUUUCAUAUGGCUCCAACUCCAACCUCAACCUACACCUCAAUUGAUGCCAGUGGUCAUUUUGCAGGAAUAAACCCUCCAGCUCCACAGGGUUCGACCAAGAAGUACCAUCAAAUUAUAAUUCCCUACACAACCAAACACAAACCACGACCCUUUACACCUAAAGAACAAGCGGGACGUUAUGAUAAUUGGUCAACGUCCAGUGAGUUCGAUCCACACGAGCAACAAGAGUCAAAAGUUGUUACAGCCACACAUCCACCAGGUCAGAGGACCACCAAGUAUUUAACCAAAAUUCUAGCCUCAAACCUACGCGAACUUCUAAAGAAGGAACACGAAAUCAAGAAUAGGUCGAAGAACGGGUUUGAUUUGUCAAAACUUCAGAACACCAUCGAUGACUGGACUGAACAGGAGUUCACGUCUUUAUCGCAUAGGGCGAGUACUGUAUCGCUUAGAGGUCACUCGAAACACAUUCCCACAGAAUACCUCACUACAACGCCAUCUUUGCGCGAGGCAAAGACCACAAUUUUUAGCCCAAAUCAUCAUGAACCGCUUUUGUAUAAAGAUCGAGGGACUAGACGCUAUGAGUUUAAUCCGUUCGAAGAUAACCGAAUAGAAGAACUUGAAUCAACUUCUAUGACACCGGUGCCGAGUACGAGCACAAUAACAACUACAACAACGCCAUCUACACCAGUUUCCACAACAACUACGACAACAACGAGUUCAACGACUACGACAACAGAAGCUCCUUCACCGAAUCCUUAUUACAUUCGAGCUAUUUCAACGACCCCCUCAACCACGGAAAACUGGAACCACGCUAAGGUGACAGUGUCUCCAUUUACCAAGGAGAAAAUCUAUGUGGUCACACCUCAACCAGGAAGUGUGGGAUCUUUCAAGUCCCCCCGAUUCAUUGUGAGGCCAACGCCAGCUAGUGCUGGCUCAAAUGUUUCACCAAAACCAACUCUCUACACUCCAGAACUAUUUGGUCUGAUGGGAAUAUCAGCUUAUAUACCAGCAGCUCCUGUCGAGACAUUCGAUGGACAUUCAAAAGUUAUAACGGUAGUAACGCCAUCGAAUAUUUCGAAAGGUUCGAAUGCAAAUGAAGUGGGAUCUUCCAAAGAUGACGACGCCAAUGAUAAAUUAGGAUCCAAAAGUGCUAACAGUGAUCACAGGAGCAGUAACAGUAGCAGUUAAAAGAAAAAAAAUGAUAUUAUAUUCAUUUUGUUCUUUUGAUAAAUAUUUGUUGUUAUUGUUGUUGAUCAGUUUUAUAAGUGGUGCAAAUUGUUUUUUGGGGUCUUUAAUUAUUAUUGUUGUAAAAAUUAUUCGUAAUAUCCUUUCCGGCAUUUAUAUAGGUAGAGCUUUGCAUUGCGUAUAAUUAAUUUGCCUUCCUUUUGUGUGUUUGGUGGAUCCUGCUUCAUAUACAUGAUUAAAAAGUAAGAUAUAAAGCUUUGAUUAAUUCCUAAGGUGCCAGUGUGUUGGGAAUGGUGUGAAUGUAGUGAAUGAAUGUCAAUGUAUUAAGUGUGAGAAAGC
This is a messenger RNA of Eupeodes corollae, 3615 nucleotides long. RefSeq names its product mucin-2. The record is from RefSeq and is a predicted model, not a curated record. Bases 127 to 3279 code for a protein of 1050 amino acids. Lineage: Eukaryota; Metazoa; Arthropoda; Insecta; Diptera; Syrphidae. The transcript is spliced from 4 exons.